Colletotrichum godetiae is the source of this 1080-nucleotide messenger RNA. RefSeq lists its product as uncharacterized. Bases 1 to 1080 code for a protein of 359 amino acids. Gene Ontology annotation, molecular function: protein binding. NCBI's taxonomy places the organism in Eukaryota, Fungi, Ascomycota, Sordariomycetes, Glomerellales, Glomerellaceae. The transcript has a single exon. The record is from RefSeq and is a predicted model, not a curated record.
AUGCUCAACUUCCCCCCAGAAGUUCUUCUGCUCAUAUUUGACACCCUGGGACCGUCAGACUUGAGCAGGACGGCAAGAUGCUGCAGGUUCUACCAUGCGCUCGUCACGCCCAGACUAUACGAGACCUUGCGGAUUCGAGUGAGGUCUGGGAUGCAUGACCAGCGGAUGCCAAAACUUCUCAGCACUUUGAUGCGGCCCUCUUACCUCCAUCAGUUGAUUCGGCGCGUUGAGGUUGUGGUAGAUGACGAUUGCCUGUGGACGCGCGAGACCUCCACGCUGUUGAGCAUCAUGCUGAAGCACAUCCUGAGUUCGCCUAAUGCGUCGACAGCGAUUCGGUCAUAUAGUUGGACUGCUGCGUAUUCCUUCACCGGGCUCGUCUUCCCUAAUCUACGACAGCUCGACUGUGGUGCCGUCGGUCCACAGAGCAUCGAGUGGGUGCGGUGGCAUCUCAAUCACUGCGUGUCGUUAGCGGAAGUCCACCUCUCAUUCACACUGUCGUGCAACCUGACACAAGCGAGGGCUGCGGCUCUUUUGAACCACGCCAAUUUCAGCAGAGUCAAGCGAUUAAGCCUUGCGUUUACCAACGUGGCUCUGUUUGAUCCGAAGAACGUACCUGCCCUGAAGUCACUCGACCUAAGGUACUGCCCUGGCGCAGAGUCUUUUUGCCAGCGACUUGCGGUCGUCGUGCCACCCGACUUGACAGAGGUUCGGGUCGUGGCGCAUGCGGAGUCAGGGACUCCCGACAACUUCACGGCGUGGCUUAGGUCGGCACGCAAUGUCGAACAUGUCACCCUCUGCAUCGGUGGGCUAUCAGAACCCAUUCCGUUUGAGCAAGUAAAGGGCCAUAGAUCGACGCUUCGUACGUUAGUCCUGGAUCCUCGGCAGAACCUCAUAGACCCUUCGUCGGUGCUCAAAUACAGGCCCGGCGAUCUCCGCGAAAUCGUCGAGCAGUGCGCUUCACUCCAAACGUUGGGUCUGCCUCUGGACUUGCGCAACUAUGAGUCUCACCUUCGAUAUACCAGGUCGCACCAGAUUGUAGGGAUCCGCAUCGCUUCUCAUCCCUUUGUUGUUCGCGGCUAA